GAAGUUAAGAAGGAUGUAGAGCCCAAGGACGAAGCCGUGCCAGUGAGGAGGGAGAAGUCUGGCAAUGUAGCCAGUCUGGUGCAGCGCAUGAGCAGCUAUGGGCUUCCAGCAGGAGGAUUUCAGCCUCAUCCCCCGUCCAAAAGCCUCAAGAAGAGGUCCAAGAAGCGGCAGUGCAAAGUGCUCUUCGAGUACACCCCGCAGAACGAGGAUGAGCUGGAGCUCAAGCUGGGGGACGUGAUCAACAUCACUGAAGAGGUAGAAGAUGGCUGGUGGAGUGGAAUACUAAAUGGCAAGGCAGGGUUGUUUCCUUCAAACUUUGUGAAAGAAUUGGAGUUGACGGAUGAUGGAGAAACACAGGACACUCUGGAUGACACAGAGUCUGUUUUCAGUGGUCCUACCUCACCUGUGACCUCUCCAGGAAAUGGGGGUGAACCUGGAUCUGGACCAGCACAGCCAAAGAAAAUCCGAGGUGUUGGGUUUGGAGAUAUCUUUAAAGAAGGCUCAGUGAAACUGAAGACAAGAUUAUCCAGUAAUGAAUCAGAAGAUAAAAAGCAAGAUAAGCCAUUACCUAACCAUCCCCCUGGAACAAAGCUCAUUCAUUUUCCCACUACAACAAAAACAGAAAACUCCUCAGAAGUAACAAAAUCAGAAGCUGAAAGCAAACCAAAAGCCAAGGAAUAUUGCAGGACAGUAUUUUCCUACGAAGGCUCAAAUGAUGAACUCAGCUUUAAAGAAGGAGAGAUCAUUCAAAUAAUAAGUAAGGACACUGGAGAGCCAGGCUGGUGGAAAGGAGAGCUCAAUGGUAAAGAAGGAGUCUUCCCAGAUAAUUUUGCUAUUCAAAUACAAGAGUCUGAUAAAGACUUCCCUAAGCCAAAGAAACCUCCACCUCCAGCUAAAAGUCCAGCUCCAAAGCCUGAAUUGUCAACUGGAGAGAAGAAAUUCCCUUCUUUGAGGCCUGAAGAAAAAGAUGAAAAAGGAGCUUUGGAUCAGAAGCCUUUGAAGCCACAAGCUCCUCAAGUACCACCCAAGAAGCCUAUUCCUCCAAGCAAGACUAACAGCUUACUGAGAGCAGGGCUUCUGCACCCAAAGCGUCCAGAUAAACCUGGUUUGCCAUCAUCUGUAUCCAAAUCUAAUGGAGAAGUUGUUUCUCUUCGACCGAAAUCUGAAGUUGAGCCAGUAGCAAAACCAAAGUUAGACUCUGAACCAUUACCCCUUAGACCAAAAUCAGUAGAGGUAGAUUCACUUGUGGUGAAGAGCUCUAAAGAAUCAGAUCUGUUAAGCUUUGAUGAUGUAAUAGCUACCUCAGAUAAUCUGUCACACCCUACUGCAAACCGACCCAAGAUGACUGGUAGGAGGCCACCCUCCCGUUUCAAUAGCAGUAUACCUGCAAGUCAAAAUGUGAGUCCAGAAAAAAGUUUGAAGGUGCAGAAAGAAGAAGAAAGUGCCAAACCAAAGCCAGUUGAAACAAAAAAGCCAUCUGCAUUCAGCCCACCAAUUCCAUCUUCAUCUCAGAGACCAAGUUCUGUUGUACUCAACUUUUUUCCUGGAGACAUCCAACUUAAAGGAGAAAUAGAAGAUGAAAAAAUUUCUGUGGAAGAGCUCAGGACUCAGAUUAAUGAUUUGAUGGGUUUAGUAGAAGCACUGAAGAAAGAGCAUGGGAGAGAACUGGAAAAACUAAAGAAGGAAUUGGAAGAAGAGAAGCUGCUGCGAAGUAAUCUGGAGCUUGAAAUAGAAAAACUGAAGAGAGCAGUGAUGUCUACAUGAGACAGCUAUGGACUCCAUGUUUUUAACUCAGAAUUCAAAGCUGAACAGAAGAACUGACUUUUAUUUCGUAAUAAUGAAUGCUGGUGUUCUACAGUCUUAAAGAAGAAAAGUAUAGUAAAAAAAAAAAAAAA
Messenger RNA from Merops nubicus (carmine bee-eater), 1895 nucleotides. It is a transcript of the gene CD2AP, whose product is annotated as CD2-associated protein. The transcript is spliced from 16 exons. The record is from RefSeq and is a predicted model, not a curated record. Lineage: Eukaryota; Metazoa; Chordata; Aves; Coraciiformes; Meropidae. The annotation marks the transcript as partial. Gene Ontology annotation, molecular function: protein binding.